Messenger RNA from Spea bombifrons (plains spadefoot toad), 3074 nucleotides. RefSeq lists its product as uncharacterized. The record is from RefSeq and is a predicted model, not a curated record. NCBI's taxonomy places the organism in Eukaryota, Metazoa, Chordata, Amphibia, Anura, Pelobatidae. Bases 60 to 2828 code for a protein of 922 amino acids. Gene Ontology annotation, cellular component: cell surface; apical plasma membrane. The transcript has 21 exons. Gene Ontology annotation, biological process: neutrophil migration.
CAGGACACUAUGUGCAAAUACGUUUCCGGCAAAGACAGGACCUGAUACAGCUAGAUGAAAUGCAUUGUAUUGCUGUGACUUUGGUGCUGGUAAGCACUAUUCAUUUGUCAACGUCAGCAUCAAAUGAUGCUGCUAAAACCUUGUGUCCCAAAAUGAUAUGCGGAAGUACAUCCAUGAACGUCUCGUUUCAAAUAAAAGACUUGGUGUCUCUUGAUGUUGAUAUCCAAAACAUUCACCUGAGAGAUAAAGCAUGCUUCGGUGUUCAAAUUAGUGAAAGUACUUUAUCGGUGGUGUCCCAGCUCCAAGAUUGCAAAACCCAACUAAGUACAAAUAAGACACAUGCUACUUAUCAGAACACAGUUUAUUUACCUCCAGAUCCAAGCCUGGUUAUUUACAGAGAAGAAUACUUUGUGGAUGUCUCCUGUUCCUACCCUCUGGAUAUGAAUGUGUCUAGUGGUACAACUUUAUAUCCCACAAUAAGCACAAUAUAUAUCAAGGUUGACGGCAGUGGAGAAUUUAAGGUGACAAUGGCUCUGUUUGAAGAUGCAGGCUUCAGUACACCCUACAAAAGGGACACCAUUGCAUUGUCCACCAAAGAUAUGUUGUAUGUUGGGGUCUAUAUUGAAGGAGACACCCCUGACUUUGAUUUGGUGAUGGUAAACUGUUUUGCAACACCUACACAAAGCUUUUAUGAUCCUGUUAGAUACAACCUUAUUCGGAACAGUUGCCCUAAUGAACAGGAGAAGACAUUGACCGUUGCUUCUAAUGGUAUCUCUAAAAAAGGGCAAUUCUCAGUGCAGAUGUUCAAGUUUAUUGGCAAUUAUUCAUAUGUCUACCUGCAUUGUGAAGUUCAUCUUUGUGAAAAUUCCGUUUCAUGCCUUCCUAUCUGCGAUAGACCUAGAUCUCGUAGGAGCAAUCCUGAAAGUUCUACUGGUGUUCUAAGCCUUGGACCGAUAUCAUAUGCAGGUCUAACCCAAGAUUCAGGAAAGCUAUGUCCCAUACUUACCUGUGGAUCAUCUCACAUAAAUGUCACUUUUCACACGAAAGACCUUCAAUCGGUCAAUGUUGAUACUGAACACAUCCACCUCAUCGACAGAAGCUGCCGUGCUCAGCCUGACGGUGUGAAUAACGCAAUGUCAUUAGGAUGGGAACUCAAAGAGGGAGAAUGUGGAACCUCAUUAAUUAAAAAUGCGACGCAUGUCACAUAUAAGAACCUGAUCUACCUGCCACCUGAUCCAGUUAAAAUCAUAUACAGAGAAGAAUAUUAUGUCAAUGUUUCUUGCUCGUAUUCUCUGGAUAUGAAUGUCUCGCUAUGGACAGUCCUUCGCCCCAUUUUAAGCAAAACAUACCUUAGCAUUGCCGGCAGUGGACAAUUCCAGGUGAUGAUGUCUCUUUUCCAAGACCCAGGAUACCUUAGGCCUUUUCAACAAGGAUGUCUUUCAGUCUCCACUUCGGAGACAUUGUACAUUGGCGUUUUCGUCGCUGAAGGAGACAUUUUAAACUUUGAUCUGGUGAUGGUGAACUGCUUUGCAACCCCAACAAAUAACUUUUAUGAUACCGUUAGAUACAACCUAAUCCAGCAGAGUUGCCCCAAUGAAAAAGAAAAAACUCUGCAUGUUGCAUCGAACGGCAUCUCUAGCCAAGGACAAUUUUCCGUUCGGAUGUUCAAAUUCAUUGGAAAUUAUCCUUACGUCUACCUGCAUUGUGAGGUCCAUCUUUGUAGAAGGAAUGGAAUGUCAUGUUUGCCUGUGUGUCCACAAUUUAAAUCUCGCAAUAGUGGUUCUGAAAGUAAAACUGGGCAAUUAAGCAUUGGACCAAUAACAUACAAGGGUUUGUCUCAAGAGCCUCAAAAAUUGUGUCCAAAUCUUACUUGUGGCUCCUCGCUCAUUAAUGUCACUUUUCAAACAAGGGACCUUCAAACUGUUGAUACUCAAAAUAUCCAUCUUCAUGACAAAAGUUGUUAUGCUCAUUCUAAUAGUGAAGAUACAAUCUCAUUGGCAUGGGAGCUGAAAGAGGGAGCAUGUGGAACGUCAUUAACAACCAAUGUGACACAUGCCACCUACAAGAACUUAAUUUACUUGCCACCUAAUCCAGCAGACAUCAUCUACAGAGAUGAACUCUUUGUAAACGUUUCAUGCACCUAUCCUCUGGAUAUGAACGUGUCCCUUUGGACGGUCCUACGCCCCGUUUUAAGACAAAUAUACAUCAGUAUUGAAGGUAUGGGAGAGUUUAAGGUGAUAAUGGCUCUUUUCCAAGAUCCCGCUUACCGUAUACCUUACGAAGUAGGAAGUCUUUCUCUGUCCACUGAAGAAAUGUUGUAUGUUGGAGUCUUUAUUGCCGAAGGAGACGUUUCCCACUUUUAUUUAGUGAUGAAGAACUGCUUUGCUACACCUACAAAUACCGUUUAUGAUGCUGUUAGAUACUAUAUUAUUCAAAACAGCUGUCCAAAUAAAAAGGACCAAACCAUAAAUGUUGCAGCUAAUGGCAUCUCCAGCCAAGGACAGUUCUCCAUUAAGAUGUUUAAAUUUAUUGGUGACAACAUAGACACUGUCUAUUUGCACUGUGAAGUUCAUCUGUGCCAGAAAACGUCUACGACUUCAUGUCUGCCUUCUUGUUCUAGGCUUGACCUAGCAUCUCGAGGUGUAUCUCCAAUAAGCCCAGUACUGACUCUAGGGCCCAUAAGUCGUUCAGACAUUGAUCCGGAAACUACUGUUGGUACUGAUCCAGGCCGCACUGCUGCCACUACUUCGAGUAAUACCAAAGACAUAAGAACAUCCCUGGAUUUUUUGGCACUCACUGGAUUGGUGGCGUUAGGAUAUUUUCUUUGAAGCCAGUUAUGUCUUUCGCUUUCUUCAUGUUUUGCCAUUUUGAAAUACAUCAAGAUUACAAUACGAAAUAGCAUAAAAAUAAUGUAAUUAUGGUGGUGGGACAAAUACUAUAACUGAUUAAAUGUGGGAUUUCAUGAAAUAAUUCUGGUAUUAUCUGGAAAAUUUGUACAUUUGUGACAUAAACAAAAAGAAGCAAACUGUGUUAAACCAAGACCAAGUUUUAAAUAAAUGAUUAUUAUGAUUUAA